GAUUUUCGAUGCGGUGUAAUGCGGCACACCGCAUUUAUUCCUGGAUUGAUUAUAUUGUAAGGCACUGUUCAUAAGAUAAAUACUCCAAUAUAAUAUUUUUUCACAAUGGCUCAGGCGGGAAUUGAAAAGUUAUCCUUAAAGGAGAUUUUCACGUCGGAUAAGAGAGGUAACGAUGAAACUGGAGAUGGUACCGAGAACAAGCCGUUUAAAACGAUCCUCCAGGCGAUGCGUAAAGCGGGGAAAGAGCCUUUUCCAACGAUCUACGUUGACUCUAAAGAGGAAGGGAAAAUUUACGAUGUAGCUGCAAAGUCUCAGCUUAAGAAAAUCCAGAAGAUCUGGGUAAGAGAAGCCCACAAGGCAGCGGAUAAGGCUAAGCUUGAAGAGGAAACCAAUGAGAAGAGAGUGCAGAACAUGGAAGAAGCAAAGAAAAUUAUUAUUAAGAACGACCCGAACUUGCCAAAAGCGACAACGGUGAAGAUUUAUGAGACUCCGGAGCAUCGUGGCAAGCGUAUUUGCCUCCGAGGCUGGGUCCACCGGCUACGAAGACAAGGCAAAGCCCUGGCGUUCCUCACGCUCCGUGACGGUACGGGCUACUUGCAGUGUGUGCUCCAUGGCCCCCUCUGCCAGACCUACAAUGCUCUGUUGUUGUCAACUGAGUCUUCAGUUAUUAUCUACGGCUCAUUGGAGGUUUUGCCUGAAGGGAAAACUGCUCCGGGUGGACAUGAGUUGACAGCGGAUUACUGGGAGUUGGUGGGCCUAGCGCCACCAGGGGGCGCUGAUGCCAUUCUCAACGAAGAGGCCCUAGUUGAUGUGCAGCUUGAUAACAGGCACAUAAUGAUUCGCGGUGAAAACACAUCGAAGAUACUGCGCGCCCGCGCGGCCGUCACGCGGGCCUUCCGCGACCACUUCUACGCGCGCCAUUAUACGGAGGUGACGCCCCCGACGCUGGUGCAGACCCAGUGCGAGGGAGGCAGCACGCUGUUCAAGUUCAGCUAUUUCGGCGAGGAAGCAUACCUGACUCAGAGUUCCCAACUGUAUCUAGAAACUUGCCUGCCGGCCUUAGGAGAUGUGUACUGCAUCGCGCAGUCUUACCGCGCGGAGCAGUCUCGCACUAGACGCCAUCUUGCUGAAUACAGCCACGUGGAAGCAGAGUGUCCGUUCAUCACGUUCGAGGACUUGCUGGACCGUCUGGAGGACUUGGUGGUAGAUGUGGUCGACCGUGUGCUCGCCUCGCCCGACGCGCAGCUCGUCCACGAGCUUAACCCCAACUUCAAGAGGCCCCAGAGGCCGUUCAAGAGGAUGGCGUACACCGAGGCGCUGGAGUAUCUCAAGCAGAACAACAUUACCAAGGACGACGGCGCUUUCUACGAGUUCGGAGAUGACAUCCCCGAGCAGCCCGAGCGCAAGAUGACCGACGCGAUCGGCGUCCCUAUACUACUGCACAGCUUCCCCGCCGAGAUCAAGUCGUUCUACAUGCAGCGCUGCGCGCACGACCCGCGGCUCACCGAGUCCGUGGACGUGCUAAUGCCCGGCGUGGGAGAGAUCGUUGGCGGGUCCAUGAGGUCCUGGGACUACGACCAGCUUAUGGAAGGUUACAAACGCGAGGGCAUCGACCCCUCCCCGUACUACUGGUACACGGACCAGCGGAGGUUCGGCUCGACCCCGCACGGCGGCUACGGGCUGGGGCUGGAGCGGUUCCUGUGCUGGCUGCUCGACCGCUACCACAUCCGCGAGGUCUGUCUCUACCCGCGCUUCCUGGAGCGCUGCACUCCUUAG
This is a messenger RNA of Cydia amplana, 1776 nucleotides long. It is a transcript of the gene AsnRS, whose product is annotated as asparagine--tRNA ligase, cytoplasmic. Gene Ontology annotation, cellular component: cytoplasm. The transcript is spliced from 10 exons. Bases 106 to 1776 code for a protein of 556 amino acids. The record is from RefSeq and is a predicted model, not a curated record. Gene Ontology annotation, biological process: asparaginyl-tRNA aminoacylation. Gene Ontology annotation, molecular function: ATP binding; asparagine-tRNA ligase activity; nucleic acid binding. NCBI's taxonomy places the organism in Eukaryota, Metazoa, Arthropoda, Insecta, Lepidoptera, Tortricidae.